CGAGCCAACAUGGCGCUGACAGGAGCAAAAUAGUGAAAAGUCGCCAACAAUUUCGCAAAUUUUCGCCGAAUUCUGCCAAAACCUCGAGUACUUUCGCCCCACCAAAGUUGUAUAUCGUAUUUUGGAAUGUACAGAACACACUGGUGAAGACGUUUUCUUGAAUUUCUGUAUAUUUUGGGGCUAAAAAUGGGUUCUGAGUCGAGCACCUUACAAGGGUGUGACUUGGAAGAAGAGGUGCAAACUUCGGAGAAAAACUGGACACUUCACUCCGCUAGGAAAAAGGACGGGUCGAAAGUGUCCGUAUUUGUCCACAAGUCCACACAGGCGAAGGAGGAUCCUGUUAUACAGAAUGCAGCAAAGCAACUGAAGAUCCUCCGCCAUCCGACAAUCCUGCGUUUCUUUGACACGUGUCAGAACGUGGAGGGGACGUACCUCAUCACGGAGUCAGUACGCCCGCUGGAGCUGGUCAUCGACACGCUGACAUCAGCCGAGAUCUGCGCCGGGAUGUUCAACGUCAUCGAAGCCCUCAGCUUUCUCCAUGAGAGGGGUGGUGUGUGCCACAACAACGUGUGUAUGUCCAGUAUCUAUGUAAGUGGGGAUGGCAGCUGGAGGCUGGGAGGGUUUGAACAUCUCUGUAAGUUUGAACAGGCAACAGCAGAGUAUCUAACCAAAGGUCGUCAUCUUCGAAAUGCCCAGUAUCUACCCCCAGAGGAAAAGGAAGGAAAAUAUAGCCUAAACGUGCAAUAUGGCUAUGCCCGGGAUGCCUAUGCUUUUGGUAUCCUUGCUGAACAGAUGUUGGAAUACCUUACAGAAAUGGGAGGAAUGUGUAAAACCUUUGAGCUGUCUGUAUCUGAGGGACUCUUACACCCAGACCCUACUGCCAGGCCAAGACUCAAGACUCUGCUGUCUGACAAAAUCUUCAAGAAUGACUACUUGGAGAUCAUGAACUUCUUAAAGAACAUCACCGUCAAGGAUGAAGAGGAAAAGAACUUAUUCUUCAGCACGUUGGCAGCCAAAGUGUACAGUCUUCCCCCUGUCCUGGUGGCCACACGGCUGGUUCCCCAGCUGAUGACCAGACUAGUCAUGGCUGAACCUGUAGCUGUGGAGUCUUUCUACCCUCACCUGCUUACCCCAUCUACAGGUCAGGGGGCAUGUCUUGUAUUCCAGCUGAUGACCAGACUAGUCAUGGCUGAACCUGUAGCUGUGGAGUCUUUCUACCCUCACCUGCUUACCCCAUCUACAGAAAAGAACAGGUGGGAAGAGUUUAUCCCAGGCCAGGUGAACGCCAUCCUCCCUGCGGAGGUGUACCGUGAACACGUGAUCCCCAUCCUGGCAGACCUGUUCACUGUACAUGAGGAACACGUGCGCAUGAUCCUGCUGCACCACUUCUCAGCCUUCGUGGAACAGUUUGACCCCGAACUCAUCCGGAGAAGAAUACUGCGACAGCUACUGCUAGGACUGAAGGACACCAAUGACCAGAUAGUAGCUGCCACCUUACGAGCCUUGGCUGAGGUGGUGCCAGUGUUGGGGGGAGAAGUAGUAGUGGGCGGCCACAGGAAGAAAUAUUUCAAGGAGGGUCGACCCAAGUUUGCCACCUUCAUGUCUUCUCCUGAAGUGUCCAGGAGCAAUGCAAAUGUGGCCAACCUCACAGCAGUCAGUGGGGUCAUUAACCUGCCGUUUGAUAUCAAGACUUCCCCUCCUAAAGCAGCAAAACCCUCCGCCAGUGUUAAGCCAUCCAGAGAGGUUGACAGCAUUUCUGCAAAACGUCAGCUGGAGAGGGAGAGAAAGAGGGAAGAAAUGAAGAGAAGGUCAGAGGAAAGGAGGAAGGAAAGAGAAAGAAAAAGACUGGAAAGAGAACAAGACAAGCUGCUUUCCAAAGCAACUGAAGAAGAAGAAAUAAAAGAGCAUUCAGUUGAUGAAAUCAGUGACACCAGGGCUUCCACCAAUGAGAUCAUCGCUGCCAUGGAAACAAGACUGAUUGACACCGCAGAGGAGGCUGACGAUUGGUCAGACUGGGAGGACACAUCUGUGGGUGUGGCCCAGGCGAAAGAGGAUGAUGCAAUAAGCCAAGAGAUAGAAGAGGAGCUAGAAAAAAUGGAAAGUCUUCCAAAACACGACGAACACGAAUUCCAAGAUGGAAAAAAGUUAUUCCUUGACAUAGUUCCUGCAAAAGAGGCCAAGGCGUUAGGGAGUAAGGAUAGCAGAACUCCGAGCGAAAGCGACUGGGGAGGGUGGGGGGAGGACGACCGCCCUGAAGACGAGAGAAGCGUCGGAUCAGCCUCCGUCCAAUCAGAAUCCCCCAAAGCAACGCCAAGAGACACAAAAACCAUGACGCACGCAACAAGUGGAAAACACAGUACAACAAAGCAUUCCGGCAUGAAACUAAAAGGUAGAGUUUCAAAAACUCAAACAGAAGACACUAAAGCAACAACUCCUACAGACACACAUGAUAAAACCACAAACAAAAGACCAGAAACAACUAGAAAAGUUGAGAGAAAAGUACGUCCAAGUCUUCAGCAAAUUGAAGAAAAAGACUUAGGAAAAGACCUGGAAAUACAGGCAAAGGUCAUUAAAAAGGAAGAAGAAGACUUCUUUACCGAUAUGGUGCCAGAGUUCAAGCCAGCGAGUGUUACACUACUGUCAGAACUCGGUGACGUGUCACACAAGGAAGCUACUGAUGUGGAAAGCACGGACCAUGGACACACGGAACUGUCUGCAGUGUUUGCUGCACAAGAUACAGAGGUAGAAGCAGGCUGGGGAGAUGAGGAGGACAUCAGUUUGGAGGACACAGAUCUGACUGUCCCAGAUGAUUGACAUGUGUCAACACAUCACAACCACAUCACAACUUUAUCACCAGGAAAAAAA
Molecule: messenger RNA, 2865 nt
Organism: Branchiostoma belcheri (Belcher's lancelet)
Lineage: Eukaryota; Metazoa; Chordata; Leptocardii; Amphioxiformes; Branchiostomatidae
Product: protein-associating with the carboxyl-terminal domain of ezrin-like
Exons: 15
Coding region: 187-2814 (875 amino acids)
Biological process (GO): protein phosphorylation
Molecular function (GO): ATP binding; protein kinase activity
Source: RefSeq, a predicted model, not a curated record